AGAAGAAGUGUUUGUUAUAGACUUGUACAGGCUAGUGUUAAAUAUAAUAUACGCAUGAGAAGUAGUGAAAAGUGUUAAAUAUUAGUUGUGGCAUGUACCGCAACAAUUGAAUUAUUGAUGAAAUUAGAAAUGAUAUUAGAGCUACGUGAUCGUGAGGACAUACUUAAUAUUUUAGGAUAUUACUAAUAUUUGGAAAUGGAGACGCAAUUAUCCGCGGCUUUAAUAGCCAAAUCCUUAAAUUAUCAUGGACAACAACUACAGAAAAUAUGGGAGAGCGAACGUGGCGAAAAUGAUUUAUAUAAAAUUGGCGUUCCCACACCUGAUUAUGCAGAAUAUCAAGUUAGGCAAAAAUUCUUAAGUUUUCAAGACCGGGGAAAGAGAUUGAAACUGCAGCAGUUUAUAGCCAAGAAAGCUAGUUUUUUAUUCGAUGUCGAUUUGCUACAAGAUUUGACUCCUACUGAAAAGCCUAAAAUCGAUGACAAGGACAGUGAAAAGAUAUAUGCGGUGCUCCCACCAUUUGAACUAUUUAUGAACAUGGAUAAAACAAAUAGGCAAAGGCACUUUUUUGAGGUUGUAAAGGCUGGUGAUUUAGUUAUGGGCACCAUUAUUAACAAAAGUACUUCAGGGAUGCUUCUCAAGAUUUUAUGUACAGUUGGCCAAGGUUCUAGUUGUCGAUUUGUUGCUGAUAUUAAUGUCAAGGCAUUCUGUUCUAUGUCAAAUACAAUACCAGCUUUCGAUGUGAAGAAGAAUACUACACGUGGCUAUGCCGUAAACGAUACUGUCAUUUGUGAGGUUCUAGAAGUAAUUCCAGACACCGAUAAAAUGUCCGUAGGCAUGAAGGGGUCAAUGCGCCAUACUGAAGACCCAACUGCUCCUCCCCUUGGAUUAAUUCAUGCCGAUGACUAUCCUAAUAUGUACAAGAAAGCUCUUGAUGCAAAAGGGGAGACUUACCAUGCAAUGCUUUCAAAAUGUCCUGGAUUCAACAAUCCAACUUGCAUUCAAUAUCUAUCUGAUAUUUUGGGCCUUGGAUCAGAAAAUCAUUCAAAUAUGAAAGCCUUCAGAAAACGUUUUCCUCAGCAGGAAUAUGUUAAUGAAUUACGACAGGCUCAGGCAAGUAAAUGGGCUUUCCGUUCUGUUGCUGAAGGAAUUGAACAUUUCAAAUCCAAUCGGCAUACUGAAGCUUUUGGUUGCCUAAAUAAAGCUCUCUCUAUAGAUCCAAGAAAUGUAGAAGGAUUAGUUGCAAGGGGUGCAUUAUAUGCUAAUACAGGAUCCUUUAAGAAAGCCAUAGAAGACUUCGAAAACGCAUUGAAAUUAAAUCCUGGUCAUGCUAAUGCAAGAAAAUAUAUGGGAGAAACAUUAGUCGCUUUAGGUCGAAGCUAUGAGGACGAUCAUAAAUAUGAUGAAGCCAGAAAAGCUUAUCAAGAUUGUUUAGCAAUUAUUCCAUACCACGAAGAAGCUAAAAGUUCUAUUGAAUACUUGAAGAACAAAAGUGGAGCGGUCAAACCAUUAAUCGAUGCUGGAGAAUUGCUUUUACCAAACCUGGUAUCUAGACAAUCCAAUCUUGAAGAUGAUGGGAAUGAAAGUCGUAAGGAUGGGUCUGGUAAGAAAAAGAAGAAAAAGGGCUCAAAAAUGAAGAAAAGACGGAACAACUCUAGCACUACUUCUAGUAGUAGCUCUUCUGACAGUUCACAAAGCAGUGAUAGUAGCUCCGAAAGUAGUUCAGAAAACAGUUCUAGCUCAACAGGCUCUGAUAAUGAAGGUGGUAAAAGGCGAAAGAAAAAGCGUUCUUCUCGUGAUCAUUCUAAAGCAAGAGGUUCUCUUUCACCUUUGAGUAAACGUAUGGCUUUGAUGGAUCCCCAACAACCACACAGUAAUACUGCAUCAAAUACUUUGCAGUUCAAUAAAGGUGCUCCACAAGGAGAUGAUUACGAAAAUAAGGUUCGAAAAUUCUUAGAGAUGACCCGUGAAGAUUCUGACUAUGAAGAGAAAGUUCGCAAGUUUUUAGAAGAAACUGCGAGGUUUAAAAAACAAAAGACAAUUCUGGCUGAAUCAGAAUCCUCAGUAGCGAAACCUAAGAGAAAAAAGAACAAGAAAGAUAAAUCUGGUGGUAAAGUUAAAAAGGAAAGCAAACGCAAACGCAAAGAACGUGAACGUAAAGAGCGAAAGGCAAUGAAAAGAGGUCGCCCAUUUGAUCUUAGAGAAUUUGAACAACAAAUGGAAAGCAAAAAGUUCAGAGAUGCUUUAAGAAAAGAAUUAUCUUCUCACAAACAUGGAGAGAUAUUAGAUGAAAUGAACAACGCUUCUAAAAAACAUCGAUCUAGAAAUAUCAGCACUGAUGAUGACAAAAUGUUCAAUCCAAUUUCAAAAGAUCUAGAUGAUUUGGAUGAAUUGGAGACAAAAUUGAAUGCUUAUUAUGCUAAAAUGGAAAAAGACCCCAUUUCUAAAAGGUCUGGAUCGCAAAUGAGUUUACAUGAAGAAUCACCUGAUCACAAUAAUCUAGGCAGAAGAGAACAUAAGAAUGCUCCUCCGCAUCUUGAAAAUUAUCCUCCAGAACCUGAUUCAGUGGAAGGGAAAUGGAAAAUGCAAUUUGGGAAAGAUAAUAGAUUUGCUGCGAAACAAGAGACUUCUAAAAAUAAGCUGGUGAAAUCUUAUCCUUUUGCGGCUUCUGAAUCUGAAGAUGAAAUGAAAGCGACAAAUAAUAUUGCAUUACCGCCAACCCCGACUGAAAGCAAAAUGGCGCGCAAAUCAUCAUCUAAGGCAGCCCCUCCACCUCCGCCCCCUUCAAGAAAACCUGAGGAAUUAAAACCGCCUUCACCAAAACAGCAGCCUAAAGGAAAUGUAGUUUUGGAUAAAUUUGGGAAUUUCAGAUUGGUUGAAGAGCCACCACCAGCAUUGUCAAAGGAUGACCCAUCACUCAUGGAUAGAAAAUCUCGUAGCAGAUCUAAGCCCAGAAAUUAUAGAUCAGGCAGCAGUAGAUCAAGAUCCAGAUCCAGCAGAGGCAAGCGUUCUCGCAGUGGAGGCAGCUAUCGCGUCUUAUUGUGUGUUAGUUUUGGAUUAUUAUGUGGCAUUUGUGGCAAAAGGCCAGAUGGAUAUGGUGACGAUUGCUGUAAUAAAGGCGCCGGUAGUUCCUUCCUUAUGUGGGGCGUUGCAAUUAUGUUCCUAUUUACUAUCGUGUUGGCCGUUGUAGCCUUGGCUCAUUUUAUCAUCGGACUUUUGGUGCACAGGACCGUGUGUGUUCCUUUACAAAAUUCACAGAACGACCAGAUUUUUGGCAUCAUUGAUGACAUUGUUGAUCUUGAUCAAAUAAUACACUCAAGAUCCAAUUUGAGGGUCAAGACACCUGGCGCAUUGAAACUUAGCACGAUCAUUGAAAAAUGUCACAACAAUGAAUCAGCCUAUAAUGUUUUUAGUUUGGAUUCUGUACUAAGUGGUGGCAGCAUUGAUGAUUUGUUAGGAUACGUUGAUCGUUUUGAGAUUUCCCUGCAACUCAAAAAUAUGCUCAAUGAUUUCAAAUUGGAUUCGGGUGUAAGCAUCAUCUCGCAAAAUGGAUUAGAUCAAUUAGAAAAGUUGGAGAAAAGCCAAUUGAAUGACUUCAAAUUUUACCAAUACAAUCAUACGUUAUCAACUAAUGUUACCAGCGUGAAUCUGAACGAGCUCGCCGAUAAAUUAAUUGAAGCAGCCGCUGUAAUUGAAAGGAUUGAUCCUCAAAUUGCCCGUGAUUUGAGGUUUCAGUCUUCAAAGUUAAAAGCAAUUCAAAAGGAUUCUGUUGAUCCUUUAGUUGAGAAAACUUUCAAUUUACAGACUGUGGCUACCGAUUUAGAAAUAUCUUUGAAGUUCAACACGGAUUCAUUCUCGGAUGCAAUUCGCCAGAUGAAGGAGCAGAUUAUAGUAGCGCAAAAAUAUUUACAAGAGGAAGGACCAUCGUUUGUUAAAAUUAUGGUGGAGGAAGUGGUAACCAGCGUUGAAGAAGACAUCAGAAACUAUCUCAAAUAUGUAGUGAACGAGACCAAAAACAAUGUUGGUCAAUGUGGGCCUCUGUCUGUUGCAUACAAAUCAACCCUUGUUGCAGUUUGCAACAAUGUACUGGAUCCAUUCAAUGGAUUCUGGGCUGGUCUAGGUUGGUGCAUUUUGCUCUUUAUACCAUGCAUUAUUUUAAGCGUCAAACUAUCUGGAUUAUAUCAGAAGUCUGAUCCUUAUCCAGGUCCUCUAGUCGAGUCGGAAUAUUUAUAUGAUGCUUACGCUGAUCGUGAUAAUAUUUCUUUAACAAGCCCACCAGAAAGCAAACGUCGCAGCAAGGAUAAUAAAAAACAUGAUAGACAUGGACAAAGGGAAUCGAGUUCUCAGGGACCAUCUGCUUCUCAUGACCAUCGCUAUACAGAUAUGGCCAGAAAGCAAUGGGAUGAUUACUCGGAAGAUGCUCCGCCACGUUACCAUAGUCCGCCACUGCCUCCUUCUGAGUACGAGAGACCACCGCCUUACUAUUAUCCAGGACCUGGUAGCGACAGAUCUCCAUCCGUGAAUUGAGCAACACUAAAGAAUCAUUUCCAUUGAACUGCCAUAAGUAUAUGAUACAAGCGUGAACUGUUAUGAAUAAGCGUUUUUUUUAUUAUUGACUUCAUUAGUAUUGUAUUAAUAAUUCAAACGGAAUUGACACUUCAAGAAUGAGGAUCAAGAAGAUCUUUGGAGAGACUGAUUAUAAUCCUGCUCAUAACUUUUUAUAGAAAAUAAUUCAGAUGUAUUCCUAAUGUUGUUGAGCUAUUUGUAAUUGAAAUUUGCACAUCCUUUUGUCAUAUUGAAAGAUAAUUAUCAUUUAUUGUUUGAAAUUAUUAAUGUUAUAUUUUACAUUUGUUAGUCUUUAUAAUUGUAAAACAAAUGUACA
Ctenocephalides felis (cat flea) is the source of this 4879-nucleotide messenger RNA. RefSeq lists its product as uncharacterized. Gene Ontology annotation, cellular component: membrane. The transcript is spliced from 28 exons. Gene Ontology annotation, molecular function: protein binding. Bases 196 to 4524 code for a protein of 1442 amino acids. The record is from RefSeq and is a predicted model, not a curated record. NCBI's taxonomy places the organism in Eukaryota, Metazoa, Arthropoda, Insecta, Siphonaptera, Pulicidae.